This is a messenger RNA of Cyclopterus lumpus (lumpfish), 871 nucleotides long. RefSeq names its product lymphocyte antigen 6E-like. Lineage: Eukaryota; Metazoa; Chordata; Actinopteri; Perciformes; Cyclopteridae. The record is from RefSeq and is a predicted model, not a curated record. Bases 52 to 669 code for a protein of 205 amino acids. The transcript has 5 exons.
UUACAGCCGUAACAGAUCGGACUGAACCUUGUUGGAUCCCGUCAUCACAAAAUGCAUCUCCUUACACUGAUCUUUGGGAUUGUUCUUCUCCCUAAAGCCCACAGCCUGAAAUGUUAUGAGUGUGUACCGGAAACCCCAGGAAACUGCACCGCAAAAGAAUGCCCUUUGCCAGGUCAACAGUGUAGUGCAUUAAGUUUUACUUCAUCUGCAGGUGGUUCAACAAUUGUUGAUGUCAAAUCCAAACGCUGUGCUUUGACUGCCGAGUGUGUUGAGGCCUCAGUCAACUUCGGAAUCUCUAAAAUCUUAAUUAACAACACAUGUUGCAACGCCGACUUCUGCAAUGACAAACUUGCGUCUGUGCCCAUCAAAUCCAUUCCAAAUGGUAACAAGUGCUUCCAAUGCAAAGGACACGACUGCACCGCAACUCUAAACUGUGAGGGAACUGAGGACCACUGCAUCUCAACCAAAAUGAAUAUAGGAGGUGAAUCCAUUACCAUGAAGGGCUGUGUCUCCAAGUUGAUGUGCUUAUCUGAAACUAAAAAGAUGUCAGGAGUCAUCGCAACAGAAAUGAGCUGCUGUCAGGGGAAUUUCUGCAACAGCGCCGGCAGCACAAGAGCUGGCCUUCUGCUCCUGGUGGCACCGCUGGUCUCUUUGGGCGUGCUCUCUUAAAUGGUUGAUAGCAGCAUCAUUUGUUUUUAUUACAAUUGUCAAGAAUAUUUUGAUGUUAUUGAUAAAAAUUAAAAAUAAGCUAUGUAUUCUGAUUUUGGUCCUCUAAAUCCUGUCUAAAUCAUUUAAAGUGUUUGUGGGUGUGUCAGUUAUUCAGAAUAUUCCGUUUUAAGGUUGUUACACGUAAAAGUUGCCGUAACUAAAU